AUGCAAGUUUGUUCUCCUCAGGACGUGAGGUGCUGUGUGAGUCACCAGCAGACCCGCCAGCUGCUCCACAACAAGUUUGUUGUGGUUUUGGGCGACUCAAACCUCCGUGCUGUCUACAAGGACUUGGUUCUUCUGCUGCAGAAGGACAAGUACUUGACACAGGCUCAGCUGAAAACAAAGGGUGAAACCACCUUUGAGCAGGACCGUCUCGUUGAAGGAGGCUGUCUGAGCCCACUGCACAACGGCACCAGUUACCGGGAGGUGCGGCAGUUCCAGUCCCCUCAUCAUCUGGUGCGCUUUUAUUUUGUCACCAGAGUGUACUCCAGCUACAUGCGGAGCAUUCUGGAAGACUUCAGACGCGGCACAAAGCCAGACCUUGUCAUCAUCAACUCCUGUCUGUGGGACAUUUCCAGGUAUGGCCGCGACUGGGUGUCGCAGUACAAGAGGGACCUGUCGCAGUUUUUCCAACACAUUGACGGGGUGCUCCCAGAUGAAGCCCUGGUAAUCUGGACUCAGACCAUGCCGCUGGCAGAGCAGAUCCGAGGGGGCUUCCUCGUGCCAGAGAUCUCCCACAGAGCUCCUGCCAUAAGUCACAAUGUGAUCGAGGCAAACUUUUACAGCGCCACUCUGGCUGAUGCCUACGACAUGGAUGUCCUCGACCUCCACUUCCUCUUCAGGUUCUCCCUCAGGCACCGAGCAAAAGAUGGCAUCCAUUGGAACGCCAUCGUGCACAGACGCAUCUCCUCAAUGCUGAUGCUACAUGUGGCCCAGGCCUGGGGAGUGAGCUUGAGUGACCCUGUCAUCCCACCGCCUGCUUUUGGGAGCCAUCAUCAGGUGCAACCUCUUGCUGGUGGUCUCACUGGAGAGUCACUCACGAACCUCUCUGCACCAGCAACACGACAAGCACCUGCCAGGACUCCUCCUCAGCACCAGAGACGAUUCCACUACCCGAUGGCAGGCUACAGGCAGGACGCUGACACGACGAGGGGCCGGCUCACGCAUCACCACUACAAACCAUACAGUGACCAAGGACGACCCAGAGGCAGCUACUACUAGGUUUAAAGUAGAUUUUUUUACUGAGUUUUUA
Molecule: messenger RNA, 1087 nt
Organism: Synchiropus splendidus (mandarinfish)
Lineage: Eukaryota; Metazoa; Chordata; Actinopteri; Syngnathiformes; Callionymidae
Product: PC-esterase domain-containing protein 1A-like
Exons: 7
Coding region: 1-1056 (351 amino acids)
Source: RefSeq, a predicted model, not a curated record